Hypomesus transpacificus is the source of this 1534-nucleotide messenger RNA. RefSeq names its product 1-phosphatidylinositol phosphodiesterase-like. The coding region runs from base 88 to 1116 and encodes 342 amino acids. Lineage: Eukaryota; Metazoa; Chordata; Actinopteri; Osmeriformes; Osmeridae. Gene Ontology annotation, molecular function: phosphoric diester hydrolase activity. Gene Ontology annotation, biological process: lipid metabolic process. The transcript is spliced from 3 exons. The record is from RefSeq and is a predicted model, not a curated record.
ACCUCUUCACUUGACUUGUCUCAUCCCUCUUGGACUCCUUUGUUACUGGUCCAGUUAUUUGUGCAAGACAGUAAGGCCUGGAUCACCAUGAAAAUGAAUGGCAGGACAUUUCACAGUAAACAGAUAAAUUGUAUUAUCCUCUUGCUCCUGACAUUCUAUCAUGGAUGCUAUGGUACAGAAAAAUACUUCAAUGACCAAGAAACACUUGAAAAAUCAGAAGAAAACCUAGAAUGGAUGACAAAAAUCAGGGAAGACAUUGAACUUUCUAAACUGUUUAUACCUGGCACACAUGAUUCUUUAGCUCUCUAUGGUGGGUUUGCUGUGGAGUGCCAAUCAUGGAACCUGGAAACUCAGCUUAGGGCAGGUGUUCGGUAUUUUGAUCUCAGGGUGUGGAAUAUCCACCAGAGUCCUGAAACUAUGAUUCUUACUCACGGUAUAGUCCGACAAAAGAAAUUGUUGUCUUCAGUAUUCCAGGACAUGGUAAAAUUUUUAGAAGAACAUAAAUAUGAAACUAUUUUGAUUAGAAUAAAGCCUACAGUGUAUCAUAAGAAGGAUGUAAAGGAAAACACACUGACCUUGCUCAAAACAUUAAAGUAUGAAAAGUAUAUAUACCCCAGUUUGAAGGAUCAAAGCCAGGCUGGAUCUCCAAAAAUGAUGGAGGUGAGAGGCAAAAUUGUAUUUGUAAUGUUAAAAGAUGCAUUUGAUUUUGGAAUACCUUUUUCCACCACACACGAGAAAGGGGGACACAAAGUCGGUAACAUUCAAGAUAAAUUGAAUUUGGUCUUACGUUACAUAAACACCAAAAUGAACUUUAAUUGCGAAACAGCAGACACUGACGAAAAGGAACUGGAUCUGAUACUUACCUACUCCAGUGGAACUGGCAUGCCGAAAGGGAAGUUUUGGCUCACCCCAAAGGCUAUUGCUGAGAACAUCAAUGAAAAACUGGCUGAGAACCUAAAAGAGUUGUCAACUACACCUGCCCUUCAUGGCAUCCUUGCCAUGGAUUUUCCUGGGCCAGAUCUCAUCAAAAUUGUAAUAGAUUUCAAUAAGUCCCAUCAAGAAAACAAUCCGGGUACUAGCAAUGGUAAAAGGUCACUGAAAAGAGGGCAAGCCUAGAAACCGAUCAGUCACAGUGCUAGAAGCUUGCUUGUGCCAUUUACAAGGUGUUUUCAAAUGACUGAUUUGUCAUUCCAUCAGGGCUGGUCCUAGGCAUAGGUGACAUAGGCAACCGCCUAAGGCGGCAUCCAGAGGGGGGCGGCAAAUUCCGAAGUUCAUCCAUUAAUUAACCGUACCGGGGGGGGGGGGGGGGGGGGGGGGGGGGGGGGGCUGUUGAUACAUCUCGCCUAGGGCGCCGUAUGUGCUAGGACCGGCAGUGCAUUCCAUAUAGAUAAUGCUGUUUUGCUGAUAUAAUGCUUAUAAUGCUGAGUGUAUGCAGAGAGGAGCAUGUGCCUUUCAAUAAGUCAUUUCAUCAUUGGUUUGAUGUAAUUUGUAACACUGUCAAAUAAACAAUGCUUAAAAACAAGAUGGAACAAGA